Molecule: messenger RNA, 2835 nt
Organism: Hyla sarda
Lineage: Eukaryota; Metazoa; Chordata; Amphibia; Anura; Hylidae
Gene: GCHFR
Product: GTP cyclohydrolase I feedback regulator
Exons: 3
Coding region: 211-465 (84 amino acids)
Biological process (GO): negative regulation of biosynthetic process
Cellular component (GO): nucleus; cytoplasm
Molecular function (GO): GTP cyclohydrolase binding
Source: RefSeq, a predicted model, not a curated record
AGAUCCGAGAACUUCCACCUCACACCGGGAGGACUCCGAUACACGCUCUCAUGCCCCGCCCACCCGGGAACUUCCGGAGACGCCCCCCCUACGUCACUGUGGCCGGAGCUCUUCUAUUGGUGGAGCGGAGGGGCGGGGCUAGAUGCCGAAGGUCAGCGGUGUGUACAGGUGCCUGCAGUGACAGCGGAGAUCAGCGGCAUCAGCACCGAUAUGCCCUAUAUACUGAUCAGCACCCAGAUCCGCAUGGAAAUCGGGCCUACGAUUGUCGGCGAUGAAGGCUCCGAUCCACAGUUAAUGGCGCAACUUGGAGCCGUCAAAAGGACCGUGCUGGGGAAUAACUUUGCAGAAUACGUGGUGAAUGAGCCCCCACGGGUGACGUUGGACAAACUUGAAAUUCUGGGAUUCCGGGUGAUCAGCAUGACGGGCGUAGGGCAAACACUGGUCUGGUGUCUCCAUAAAGAGUAGGAACCAACGAGAACGGCUUCAUGUUACAUCACAGCGGAUCAGCGACAGAUCUGGACAGCUGAGACUCCAUGGACCUGACUACACGGAGGCGCCGCGCACAUCUUAUAGGGCGAUGUUCACAUGGGGAAGAUUUGUUGCUGAAACAACCGAAAAUCAUUUCCAUAUAUUUACAUGUGGUCGGUGCCGGAGCAUUGAGGUCUGUGACUGUGUACGGGACAGUACGGAAAGUAUCGGCAACAAGUCCGCUGCGUGUGAACCCCCCCCCCCCAGGGGGAAAUGCAUCCUUUCCUGCACCAGGGCAGAGUGGGAACAUUUUGCGUAAAAAAAAAAAAUAAAUAAACUAUAAAAUAAUAAUUUAAACAAAUAAAAAUAAAUAAAUAAAAUUAAAAAAAAAAUACAAUUUCGCCAACUGUGCGCAAGGAAUAUCACAUUAUUUCUAGGGGUAAAGAUGAGAACUAUGGCGCACUUCGCUACAGAUGGCACAGAACUGUUCAAUUUACCCCUUAUGGUGCCAGAACAGAAAAAAACAAACAAAAAAAAAAAACACAUGACAUACUAUUUGGGAAACACCACCCCUCAAGGAACAUAACAAGGAGUACAGUGAGCAUUAACACACCACACAUGUUUGACGAGAUUUCGGUAAAGUCAAAUGUGUAAAUGAAAAAAAAAAAAAUCACUAAAAUUAUGUUUUUUUUUUCCCAAAAAAUUUCACUUUUAUUUUAUUUUUUUACAAGAAGUAAUCGGAGAAAAUGCCCCCCAAAAGUUGUAACCCCAUUUCUUCUGAGUAUGGAAAUACCCCAUGUGUGGAUGUAAAGUGCUCUGCGGGCGAACUACAGGGCUCAGAAGAGAAGGAGUCACAUUUGGCUUUUUGAAAGCAAAUUUUGCUGAAAUUGUUUUUGGGGGGCAUUUAGGAAGCCCCUGUGGUGCCAGAACAGCAAAAAAAAACAAAACCCACAUGGCAUACUAUUUGGCAAACAACACCCCUCAAGGAAAUCCUCCCUCUGGCUCCUUUGGGGAAGAGUUUGCAGCUCCUGCUCCUCCCCCUCGCUUCUUGGGGGGGCAGAGUUUCUAUCUAUUACUCCUCCCUCUGUGUGUACAAAGUAGGGUUGCCCAAACAGUGUGUCUCCAGCCCUUGCAAAACUACAGCAGGGCAUGCUGGGAGUUGUAGUUUUGCAAGGGCUGGAGACACCCCGUUUGGGAAAACAUUGUUCUAAGUAUCCUCUGUAUCCUGUGCUCCGGCAGGGACACCUCUCGAUUGGGUCACUGUUUUAUUAUUUCCAGGAAAAGAGGAGUCAGCUGAGGGACAGAACGGCCUCUCCUAGUCUAAUACUAAUAUGAAGGGGAUGCGGCGCUGGGCUCACAGUUUUGUCCCAUGCCAUCUGGUGGUGUAGAGGAGUACUGCACAUAGACGAGUCCGGUUGCAGUUCUCUGCACAACCAGAUGGAUGGGGGAGUGCUGCUGUGCAGGUAAAAAAAUUACAUCAGCAGUGGUCGAGUACUACAAGUGCCUGCAUCCCCUUAAUUCUCAUGAUCAGUCCAGGACCCAGAGGUCGGACUCCCCCAUUAAUCAUCCCCUAAAGAUGUCUAGGGCGGCACUCAGUACCAAGGAGAAUACCUGUUAUGUGUCGCCCCCUCAAGCCUCUACUCAGAAUAACAGUUUUGACUUGAUACACGGAACAAAGAAGAACCUCAUACGGCCCCAUAAAAGUGCCAGCCACACAGUGAUACCCAUAAAUGUGUCACCCAUGUAGUGCCAGCCACACAGUGAUACCCAUAAAUGUGUCACCCAUGUAGUGCCAGCCACACAGUGAUACCCAUAAAUGUGUCACCCAUGUAGUGCCAGCCACACAAGUCAUACCCAUAAAUGUGUCACCCAUGUAGUGCCAGCCACAUAAGUCAUACCCAUAAAUGUGUCACCCAUGUAGUGCCAGCCACACAGUGAUACCCAUAAAUGUGUCACCCAUGUAGUGCCAGCCACAUAAGUCAUACCCAUAACUAAGUCAUUAAUAUAGUGAACCCAUGUAGUGCCAGGCACAGUGAUGCCCAUAGCUCUUUCAGCUAUAUUACACACUCCUGUAGUGCCAGCCAUAGUGAUGCCCAUAACCGUGUCAUCCAUAUAGUGCACCCAUGUAGUGCCAGCCAUAGUGAUGCCCAUAACUGUGUCAUCCAUAUAGUGCACCCAUGUAGUGCCAGCCAUAGUGAUGCCCAUAACCGUGUCAUCCAUAUAGUGCACCCAUGUAGUGCCAGCCAUAGUGAUGCCCAUAACUGUGUCAUCCAUAUAGUGCACCCGUGUAGUGCCAGCCAUAGCGAUGCCCAUAACUAUGUCAUCCAUAUAGUGCACCCAUGUAGUGCCAGCCAUAGUGAUGCCCAU